Danio rerio (zebrafish) is the source of this 1335-nucleotide messenger RNA. NCBI's taxonomy places the organism in Eukaryota, Metazoa, Chordata, Actinopteri, Cypriniformes, Danionidae. The record is from RefSeq and is a predicted model, not a curated record.
GACACACCGCAUGUUGAUCAAACAUGGCAGCGACCUUGUGGAGCCGACGUGAAUUAUAACUGGCAGAAAUGAACAUUUAUACAUAUUUACAUUGCAAAAAUACAUAAGCUGCAUAUUCAGUCAUGUUCCCGGUAGUGAAGAGUGUCUUUCUGGGCAUUGUCCGGUCGUCCAGUCAGAGAGAUGUGCUGCAGAAGCAGAUGAAGCUGCUGUCGGCGGGGAUGAGGACCUAUGAAAUCCCUCCAGACUUCAGCGAUGUGGAGUUACCAGAGAAGCCCAAACUCAAGUUCAUGGAGAAAGUGCCGAAUCUGAAACAAGCCAAGAAGGAGAUGAAGAGGCUGCGGGACAUUCAGGGCCCGUCCCGAACCGCCACCAAAUUCAGCCAGGGACAGUACGGCAUUCUGGCUCUGGGUGGAGGGUUCCUGCACUGGGGUCACAUAGAGAUGAUGCGUCUGACCAUAAACCGCAGCAUUGACCCCAGCAGCAUGUUUGCGGUGUGGCGUUUCCAGCCUCCACACAAACCAAUCACACGCAAGAGUCUGGGUCAGCGCAUGGGCGGAGGCAAGGGCGCCAUCGACCACUACGUGACGCCCAUCAAGUGUGGACGGCUAGUGCUGGAGAUGGGGGGACAACUGGAGCUGGUCCAGGUGGAGGCCAUGCUCAAACAAGUGGCCAAAAAACUGCCCUUCCCUGCCAAGGUGGUGAGCAGAGAGAGUCUGGCGUUGAUGUAUAAGGAACAUGCUGAACGUGUCUCCAACAACCAGAACCCCUGGAGCUUCCAGAAAAUUGUCCGCUCCAACAUGCUGGGCAUCCGGAAGGUUCUGAGCCCGCUGGACGUACACAACCACGGCAGAUACACCGGGAAGUUCUUUGACCCCAGCAGGGUAUAGAGAGUGUGUGUGUGUGUGUGUGUGUGUGUGAGAGUGUGUAUGUGUGUCUGAGAGAAAGUAUGUGUGCUUGUAUGCCCAUGAGUAUGUGUGUGUGUGUGUGUGUGCGUGCGUGUGUGAGACAGAUGUGUUAUCACUCAGAUGAUGAACACACACUCGAGCAGGAUGUGGUGUGCUAAUAUUUAGAAAGCUUUUAUAAGCAGAAGAUCCAGAUCAGUUGUUUUGAGUGGUCGGCUCUUUUAUCACACAUGUUUUGCAAGACUUUCAGCUUUUACACACACGCACACACACACACACACACACACACACACACACACACACACACACACACACACACACCUAACAUGUAAUCCAUACAUGUUCACCUGUCUACGGUCAAAUCUGUGAGUGUCUACAUGUCAAAUGCACAUGCUGACAGUGUGUAUAAUAAAUAAAUGUGGUUUGUUUGCAG